UUCUUAAAUUCAUACCCUCAUGUCCCGACAACAGUUAGCGACAAUCCCCGCUUUGACAUUCUACAAAGAUGAAUUGACGAAAUCGCGUCGGACCGCUCCGAUACAGCAGCUUACGUGUGUGGGGAAACCGUGUAAACUGUACACGCCCGACGUCGUGCGCUGCACCAAUCUAGGAGGAACCGGUACAGAUGUUGACUGGAAGUGUGUGGCGGACUUGCCGGAAUCUUUGCGGUUCGGUAGAGUGGAAGUUUCUUGUGAAGGGUGGUCAGGGCCAGGGGAUCCUUUUGUCCUGAAAGGAUCUUGUGGAUUAGAAUAUCGCCUUGUUCAGAUUCCAAGUUCUCUGAGAAACCCAGACUUGCAGAGUGGCACGACAAAUUGGUUUCGUUCUCUCGAUGUUUCCGAGAUUGUGUUCGGCCUUCUCUGGAUCACUGUAUUUGCCCUGAUAGCAUACAGUUUUCUGAAAUCAUGUUUUAGUCGUUCAACUACCAACCGCCGGCCACAAAACCCCAGCGACAGACGGGGCCCCUCUGGAUGGUUUCCAGGGAGCUACGGUGACGAUUAUACACCACCACCUCCCUACACAAAGAACUCUACAGAUCAAGGCUGGAGGCCAGGGUUUUGGACUGGAGCGGCUCUGGGUGGUUUAGGUGCUCACCUCUUUAAUAAUCGCCGUCCAAGAGACGUCCCUCUGCCCCCUCCAACAAGACGGUUCUGGGACUGGGAAAAUAGUCGGGGAUCUGGCGUUUUCGGGAGAAGGCGAACAAGUUACGAACCCGAAGACCGUGGCGAGGGACCAUCGAACUUGGGUGCGAUGAGAUCUAGUACGGGGCUUGGUGGUUCCAAUGUCAGAUGAAAGAGGGUGAGUAUGAUGCCCGUCGGUCUAGUACUAGCUCUAAUCCCUUUUUCCAAGACCGAAGACUGUACCGUACAUC
Desarmillaria tabescens is the source of this 932-nucleotide messenger RNA. RefSeq lists its product as uncharacterized. The transcript is spliced from 5 exons. Bases 20 to 853 code for a protein of 277 amino acids. Gene Ontology annotation, biological process: regulation of store-operated calcium entry. Lineage: Eukaryota; Fungi; Basidiomycota; Agaricomycetes; Agaricales; Physalacriaceae. The record is from RefSeq and is a predicted model, not a curated record. Gene Ontology annotation, cellular component: endoplasmic reticulum membrane.